AUGAGUAACGUACGGCCACAAGUCAGGGCUCUAACUCACAAGAAUGAUCCCUUGUACAUCAUCAAAUCUCGAAAGUUGACUCAUAAUAGAUCAGUGACUAUUGCAGGUCCAAUGGUUCGGUAUUCCAAGCUUCCAUUCCGCCAAGUUUGUCGACACUAUGAUGCAGACAUUAUUUACACGCCAAUGAUUUUAGCCAGAGAGUUUGUGCGGAAUCGCCACGCCAGAAUUGCUGACUUCAGCUCGAACGAAAGCGAUACGCCGUUGAUCGUACAGGUGGGUGUAAACAACACCACUGACCUGCUCAGGUUUGCUGAAAUGGUGGGUCCUUAUUGCGAUGGUAUUGGAAUCAACUGUGGGUGUCCCAUCAAGGAACAGAUUCGAGAAGGUAUAGGAUCGGCACUUAUCUACAAUCCUGACCUUCUUGCAAGCAUGGUCUCAGCAGUCAAGACCAAAUAUGGCGACAAAUUGAGACUAGAGACCAAGAUAAGAAUUCAUGAUAAUUGGGACCAGACCGUAGACCUUUGUCAUCGACUUUGCGAUGCAGGCGUCGAUUGGAUUACAAUUCACGGCAGAACCCGAACCACACGCUCGUCAGUACCAGUGAACCUGGAGGCUAUCAAAUAUAUCACCGAGAAGAUCAAACCCAGGGGCGUACCGGUUAUUGCAAACGGAGAUUGUUUCACAAUGAAGGAUUUCCAAGAAAUCAUAGAUUUCACGGGCGUGGACGGCGUCAUGGCUGUGAGGGGGCUUCUGGACAAUCCUGCUUUAUUUGCUGGCUACGAUACCUGUCCCUGGGGGGCCUUGGAACUUUUCUGGCAUUAUGCCAUGGAGUUUGGAGGGCUGCCACAUCAAUUACUUUUGCACCAUUUGCAUUGCAUGUUCGAGAGCAUGAAACUCGAGAAACGUCUCCACAACGAACUUAUGGAAAUCAAGACUACGACACAACUGAUAGACUGGUUUGACCGAAAUUUCGUGCUGAAAAGGAUCGGUGAGUCCGGGUUUGCUGAAGCUGUCGAUAUACCAUACAAGAAUCAAUCAAAAGUAUAA
Molecule: messenger RNA, 1047 nt
Organism: Lachancea sp. 'fantastica'
Lineage: Eukaryota; Fungi; Ascomycota; Saccharomycetes; Saccharomycetales; Saccharomycetaceae
Source: the annotation of a GenBank genome assembly